AUGGACUCCCUUCUUGCCAACAUCCAGGUGGAGCGGGUGCGCUGGCACACUCGAGCUAGGAUUGGGUGUGUGGAACGAACAAUUCUGAUGCAGGCACGCUUCCACCUACCAGCAGAAUGCGAGGAGGUCGCUGAGUUCGUCGCCACUGGGCAUGUGAAGUCUCGUGAGCCAGUCCGAGAGGAGGCACCUCGCCUUCCCGAGCUCGAGUGGGUCUGGGCACUUGGUGGCGCAGAUUUGGUCAGUUUGCACGGAAGAGGAGAGGAAGAGGAGAGGGAAGAGGAGCGAAGAGGAAAUGAAGAGGUUGCGGACUUCUCGCACAUGCCGCCUGCUGCUGGUCAGGAUAUGGAAGUGGAGGCCGUUUGUUGCAGAACGCGAGCAUAUGAGGCUGUUACCGACAAGGUGGUCGCCGAAACCACGCAGCUUGACAGCACCUUUGGAGUUCCUGUUAGCGCGGUGGCAGAUGAGAGGAGAGGAGAGGCUGUUUGCACGGAUUCCACUGCGCCCAUACGAACAGCCACCAUCACAGCUGCCUUGGAAAUCGCAUUUCCACGUCUGCUCCGCGCCUCGCAAUGUGCCGGCAUGGCGUUCUUCAACCACCCUACGGGCGCCCACGUGCCGCAGACUGGGGAGUUGGACUGCGAGGGGCCCAUUGCCAGGUCUCAGACGAGGCGCCCGCGGCUCAAAGACAAAGCGGCCCCGCUUCCGCCGGCGCUCGGCGGCGCGGGGAGCUGCAUCCACCUGAACGCUGCUUUAUGCCAGCAUGACGACUUCAGCCUCUUUGAAGCUGUUGAGAAAGACAUCGAGGCCGCCAGCUACCAGCGCCCAGGGGAUGCGCUAGGCUUCCACAGGAGCCGAAAGCAUCUUCAGAUUUGGGGUGAUGCCUUGUCUGGAUCACAAGCCUUUGCUUCCGUGAUCACACGUGCUCUAGCGAUGUUCGACCUCACACUGGUGGACUGCUGGGCAAAUCUCUACCGAUCCGAAGAUGACUUCAAGUCCUGGCAUCACGACAACUAUCAGGACUGGACCCCGAGGCCGACAGCCACUAUCGGUCUGAGUCUGGGCCAGGCACGCGCCCUGGCAUUCCAGGAUGCGCGUACGAAAGGAGAGCAUCAUGUCCUUCAGCAAAACGGCGACAUAUUCGCUUUCGAUGAGCCUUUCAACAACUUCUUCAAGCACUCGGUGCCUGCGGCAAAGUCACCCGCUGGUGCCGUGUGUGGCAAGCGCAUCUCCAUCAUCCUCUUCGUGAACGAGCAAGAGCACGUGCCACGAACUCUUCGAGUGAAGAUGCCAGGCAUGCGCGACAGCAUUCCGCUCAGUGUGUGCUGGGACGCCUGGGAUACUUGUGGCUGCGGCAGCCUCUGUCGAAGGGCCCGAAGGCUGAGCGAGGAGAUCGAGAUUGAUGAGCCGAGCUUGAAACAGCUCCUGCCAUUGUUUGACCAGCUGGCCAAGGCCCAGACAUUCUACCAUGUCAAGAAGCCUGUCUGCCAGUCGGCCAACAUGGCUGAUGAUAUCCGGAUGACGCGGGGCCCUCCACUCGGCGACACUGGCCCUGGUGAGCCGGAUCAUCGGACUGAUGGCGAAGGGCUGAAGCCUUGCCAGCCAGCGAGAUCGUUCUACACCAUGCCGCGAAGAAGUGAAGGGCACAGCACGGGCAAAGCUGCCGACCCUGGCAUGUUCACCACCUUCAUACCAUCAACCCACGAGCCCGCGAACACCCAUCACUUCACUGCUUACCGCGCACCAGCAGUUCCAAUGGCUCCAACAUCCCCCACCCCGGCCCCUACCACCGCCGCCCGCCUCAGUGAAGCAACAUCACCUUCGAACUUUCCGGCGCCACGUGCGCGGGAGGAUCCAGAGCUCCUGGCAGCCCGGCAGGCCCUGACGCUACAGGGCGCGCAGCAGGUCUUGGCCAUCCUGCGAGGUCGCAAGCUGAUUGAGAAUCGGGCGUGGAGGAUACCACAAGGCUGGUACGCCAUCCAUGCCGGCGCACAGCACAUCAACGAGGACCGCGCUGCGCGGAUCCGCGCUGUUUGGCCGGAUGCGCCACCAGAGGAGUGCCAUGGAGAGUCGCUGCCACACGGCGCAAUUCUGGGCUUGUUCUACGUGCACAGCCAUACCACGCCUCAGGGCUGCUUGCCUGGCUACGUGUGGGCACGAGGGCCGAUUUGCCAUGUGAUUUCCAAGUCAGUCGAGCUGCUGCGGCCAGUGCACUGCCGCGGGGGCAAAGGCCUUUGGGAUCUCGAGGUGUGGCAGGUCCAGCAGAUCCAGCAGCAGUUCACAGAGAUCAACAUCCGUGUGCACGAUCUCACUGAGGUGCUGCCACGCGGAUCUUGCGUCAGUCAGGCCUCGGCUUAG
Messenger RNA from Symbiodinium natans, 2355 nucleotides. NCBI's taxonomy places the organism in Eukaryota, Dinophyceae, Suessiales, Symbiodiniaceae. The record is from the annotation of a GenBank genome assembly.